CUCCGCCAUUUUAACUUCCUGCUUCAGUAGGAGACGAGCCAAUCGCACAUUAUUUGUACUCGAAGCGUUUUGUUGUUCCGCGUAACGUAGGGGUUUGUCUUGUUUAUUUUUCUCACAGGAAUCGAACUGACCACCUCUGUUAGUUUCUGACGGCUUGUGUCGGUUAGUUUCAGCCGGGGAGUCGCAAUGCCGAGCCACCCGCUGCGGGUAGCGGUUGUGUGCUCGAGCAACCAGAACCGCAGUAUGGAAGCGCACAAUAUCCUCAGCAAACGUGGAUUUGAUGUGCGUUCAUUUGGGACGGGGUCUCAUGUGAAGCUACCCGGUCCUGCUCCGGAUAAGCCAAAUGUGUAUGACUUCAAAACGACAUAUGUACAGAUGUACAACGACUUGGUCCGCAAGGACAAGGAACUAUACACACAGAAUGGCAUCCUGCACAUGCUGGACCGCAACAAGCGCAUCAAAUCAAAGCCGGAACGCUUUCAAAACUGCAAGGAUAAGUUUGACCUGGUCAUCACCUGUGAAGAGAGAGUCUAUGACCAAGUGCUGGAGGAUCUGAAUUCAAGAGAACAGGAGACUCUACAGCCUGUGCACGUCAUCAAUGUAGACAUUCAGGAUAACCACGAGGAAGCCACGCUGGGCGCCUUCCUUAUCUGUGAGCUGUGUCAAUGUAUCCAGCACACUGACGACAUGGAGAAUGAAAUUGAUGAGCUCCUACAAGAGUUCGAGGAGAAGAGCAACAGGCCUUUUCUUCACACUGUCUGUUUCUACUGAUACACAAUGGAAAUUUGCAAUAAACACAGACCCAGAUCACAAGCAAUCAGACGAUAGUAUAUGGACACACACACACACACACACACACACACACACACACACACACACACGCACGCACUUCAUACUCCUCAGUCAUCUACAACACAGUAGAUACACAUUGUGUGCCUACACAGCCAUACACGCACACAUACACACACACACACACACAGCUUUAGGUCAGGACCUAACAAAUGGCUGCUGUUGGACAUAUUGGUGAUGAUGGGUUUUUCCUCUAUGCAGAGGACAGACUCGCUGCUCUUGCUCUGCCUUUAUUUCUCCGGAUCAAGGUCAGGCCAAGGUCCUCCCUCCAUCCCAGUCCAGUGAAAUCACUCAACCAUGUCUCCUCAGGGAGAGCCAUAACACCCACACCCCUGAUUCAACAACUCCUUUACAAGUCCCUCCGAUUUUGUUAAGUACAGCAUAUUGAUGCUGAUUUUUUUCCCCCUCUAGAUGAUAUAUAGUUGUAAUUCAUUUAAGCAUAUGUGUCAGAUUUUAUUUCUGAUCUGGGACAGUGUAAAUGUGGAGGAGAGUUAAUUGAACUGAAUGUGUGUUUUUGUGUGAUCAUGUGUUGUAGUCUAGGAUUAAGUUAAAGUGGGUGGGCUAGGUAAUGAAUAACCAAACCUAACCUCUCUGAGGAUCUCCUCCAAUCUGUUUCCAAUAUAAUGUGUUGAUUCAUAUUUAAACUUGGAUAUGCUAUUUUUCAGGGCAUAGUAUUUUUUCUUUUGUAAAUGUUAAAGAAUUGAAGUAUUGUAAUUAUUUGCAAACUGCGAGCUCAGCUCAGAGUGCCUGAUUUUUCUGUAUGUACAUAUGAAUUCACUAAAGAGAGAAACAUCUCUAAGA
This is a messenger RNA of Chelmon rostratus (copperband butterflyfish), 1650 nucleotides long. RefSeq names its product SSU72 homolog, RNA polymerase II CTD phosphatase (gene ssu72). Gene Ontology annotation, molecular function: RNA polymerase II CTD heptapeptide repeat phosphatase activity. Gene Ontology annotation, biological process: termination of RNA polymerase II transcription. The transcript is spliced from 5 exons. Gene Ontology annotation, cellular component: nucleus; mRNA cleavage and polyadenylation specificity factor complex. The coding region runs from base 187 to 771 and encodes 194 amino acids. NCBI's taxonomy places the organism in Eukaryota, Metazoa, Chordata, Actinopteri, Chaetodontiformes, Chaetodontidae. The record is from RefSeq and is a predicted model, not a curated record.